This is a messenger RNA of Scomber japonicus (chub mackerel), 1215 nucleotides long. RefSeq names its product B1 bradykinin receptor-like. The transcript has 2 exons. The coding region runs from base 1 to 1215 and encodes 404 amino acids. Gene Ontology annotation, biological process: immune response; neutrophil chemotaxis; G protein-coupled receptor signaling pathway. The record is from RefSeq and is a predicted model, not a curated record. Lineage: Eukaryota; Metazoa; Chordata; Actinopteri; Scombriformes; Scombridae. Gene Ontology annotation, cellular component: membrane. Gene Ontology annotation, molecular function: bradykinin receptor activity.
AUGGGAACGCUCCCAAAACCGCCUCCUCAACCGGGAGGAGGCAACGAGGACAAGGACGGGAGCAGCCGGACAGGAAGUGCUACUGAUCUUCAUCCUGCCUCCUCGUCAUCGUCAUCCUCCUCUGACCACCAAACAGGAGGUCAAAGUGUUGCAUGUUGUUAUUAUACUAAUGUUCGACUUCCUCUAUCUCUCCACAGCGUCGCUACUACUUUCAGCACCACAGCUGUUUCUAUGGUUAUAAAUAACACUAAUGGCACUUGUCCUAUGGGAGGAACCAUUGAAUGGACGGCCAUAUGUGUCCUGCUCAUAUCUAUGCUAGGAAUUGUGUUAAAUGUGUUUGUCCUGAUGGUUUACUGCUUACACAAGAAUGCCUUCACCGUGCCCGAGAUCUACCUGAGCAACUUGGCCGCUGUUGAUCUCGUUCUGGUUUCCUGUCUGCCCUUCUGGGCUUUGAACGUAAUCAAGAAAUUUUACUCGGCCCACGGUGAAGUCAUGUGUAAACUGCUCAUCCUGGUCAUCAAUUUGAACAUCUGCUGCAGCAUCUACUUCCUUGUUCUGAUUGUGGUAGAUCGUUAUUUGGCACUGGUGCACCCGUUGUCCAGUGACAGAUUUCGUAGGCCAAAAUAUGCCAAACUGAGCUGUCUGCUGGUUUGGGGCUUUGGCUUACUCCUGGCUGCUCCUGCGCUCAUCUUGAGGGUCAUAACAUACAAUCCUCAAAGUGAAGUUACUGUUUGCAAUGUGCAGAACCCUAGCAACACUGUAUAUGCGUUGUUUAAGGGGUUACUCAUCUUAAGGUUCAUCCUUCCCUUCUGUAUUAUUUCCUUCUGCACUUACAAGAUCGUUAAAGCUUUGAAAAGUCGGGCGGUGCUGGGAUCAAACAAUCGGAAAGCGGAGCACAAGGCGACAACUUUGGUGCUGGCGGUACUCGUGGCGUUCCUGAUCUGUUGGGUGCCAUACCACAUUGUUAAGAUACUGCAAUCGCUAUCGGUAGUUAUUGAACAGGAAGGAUGUUACUUCUCUACCGUCCUAAGUAUCGCUGGCCAGACCGUCACCGUCUUCGCUCUCUUCAACAGCGUUCUCAACCCCAUCCUCUACAUCAUCGUCGGAAAGAACUUCAGGAAAAAAGUUAAGGAAGUCUUCUCACAGUGUGCCAUUAAGAGUAUGACACCAUCUUCAAGCCUCACACCUGUGAACACCGAUAUGACAAGAAGUUAA